AUGAAUCAAUUUAAGCAAUAUGGAUUACGUCGUCUUGAACAAGUUCAAGCUAUACCAUUUUUAUUAAUUAAUGACGCUUAUUUGUACUACGUAGAACAUAUUGAUUUAAUCACCAGUUUUGAAUUAUUUAUUAAAUUAUUUCUUCAACAAUACUCAUCUACAUCAUCAAAAAACAAAAUAAUACCUGUUAUAAAAGCUUUUGGAUCAACAAAAGUACAAGAAUUAGCAUUCGAACAAUUAAAAUGGUACAAACAAACGGUUAAUCAACCUGUUACGCAAUAUUAUGAUAAAAUUAUAGAACUGUGCAAGAAAGUUGAUGCAGCUAUGCUUGAUUCAUUGAAAUUAAAAUAUAUAAUGGCUGGUAUAAGAGAAUCAUUAAAAUUACAUGUUGCUUUACAGGACCCAAAGACAAGUGAUGCAUUUUCAUCGUUCGCCAGAAAAAUUGAAGAUACAUUAUCAUUUACUACUGCAGAUAAUGAAAUGCAACAAAAUGAAAUUAACAUCAAUGCUACCACUACUCAAAAAUCAUUAGAACAAACAACUAUUUCACAAAAAUCACAAAAAAAAAGUAUUCGACAAAAUAUACCUUCAUAA
Rotaria sordida is the source of this 594-nucleotide messenger RNA. Lineage: Eukaryota; Metazoa; Rotifera; Eurotatoria; Philodinida; Philodinidae. The record is from the annotation of a GenBank genome assembly.